This is a messenger RNA of Thecamonas trahens ATCC 50062, 1051 nucleotides long. RefSeq names its product cyclopropane-fatty-acyl-phospholipid synthase. The transcript has 2 exons. NCBI's taxonomy places the organism in Eukaryota, Apusomonadida, Apusomonadidae. The record is from RefSeq and is a predicted model, not a curated record. The coding region runs from base 23 to 1051 and encodes 342 amino acids.
CCUCCCUCACCUAUCCACCACCAUGGCGACAGACUGGCUCCUUGAACGCGGACUUCUUCCCGACUUUCUCAUCCGCAUGGGCAUUCGCCGCCAGCUCGGACAGCGGCUGGAGCAGGAGAUGCGGAGCGAUGAGUCUGAGGCCGCCGAGGCCAAGGCCAACUACGUGGCCAAGCUGAAGCAGAUGCCGAUCGCGGUGGCAACGGACGACGCCAACGAGCAGCACUACGAGGUCGAUGAUCGGUUCUACCAGAUCUGCCUGGGCAAGAACCUCAAGUACUCAUCGUCGAUCUACCCCGAGGGCGUGACGACGCUCGACGCUGCCGAGGAUGCCAUGCUCGAGCUUACGUGCUCCCGUGCGCGGCUGGACAACGGACUCAACAUCCUGGAGCUUGGCUGCGGCUGGGGCUCGCUCUCGCUGUUCAUGGCGGCCAAGUUCCCCGGCUCAACGAUCACCUCGGUCUCCAACUCGAAGACGCAGAAAAAGUACAUUGACGACACGGCGGCCGAGCGCGGGCUGACCAACCUGACGGUCAUCACCUGCGACAUCAACGACCUCGACCUCGACGAGUCAGUCUACGACCGGGUGGUCUCAGUCGAGAUGUUCGAGCACAUGAAGAACUACCAGGUGCUGAUGGGCAACAUCUCGCGCUGGCUGGUGCCGGACGGCAUGCUCUUUGUCCACAUCUUUGUCCACCGCACCGUCGCCUACGACUUUGAGCAGGACUCGUGGAUGGGCCGCUACUUUUUCACCGGCGGCACCAUGCCCUCGGACGAUCUGUUGCUGUACUUCCAGGAUGCCAUGGCCAUCACCCAGCACUGGCGCGUCGACGGCCGCCACUAUGCCCACACCUGCGAGGACUGGCUCCGCAACAUGGACAACAACGCUGCGGAGGUUCGCGAGAUCUUUGCCCAGUGCUACGGCGACGAAGCCACCAAGUUCUUCAACUACUGGCGCGUCUUCUACCUUGCCUGCGCCGAGCUCUUUGCCUACAACAAUGGCCAGGAGUGGUUCGUCUCGCACUAUCUCUUCACCAACAAGAAGAACCAAUGA